AUGGGAUCCAACGCCUCGACUGCAUCAGCACCCGGGAACUUCCCCAAGGCCAAGUCCCAGGAGGAGUGGCGCACGAUCUUGUCCCCGGCCCAGUUCAAGGUCCUUCGAGAGAAUGGCACCGAGCCGGGCUUCUCGCACGAAUACGAGAUCAAGAAGGAGCCCGGCGUGUAUACCUGUGCCGCCUGCGACACGCCCCUCUACAAAUCCGACACGAAGUUCAAGAGCGGGUGCGGCUGGCCGGCAUUCUUUGAUGCUAUUCCUGGUGCCGUCAACCGAAAGUCAGACUGGACCUUCGGGAUGAAGCGCACCGAGAUCCGAUGUGCCGCUUGCGACAGUCACCUGGGCCACGUCUUCGAAGGCGAAGGAUUCCCUACACCGACCGAUGAGAGGCAUUGCGUCAAUGGUAUCUGCCUUCGCUUCAAUGAAGAAGCAGAGAGCAAGACCAAGGCGAAUGGAGGUGGCAACUUGUAA
Messenger RNA from Acaromyces ingoldii, 471 nucleotides. Its product is annotated as methionine sulfoxide reductase B. Gene Ontology annotation, biological process: protein repair; response to oxidative stress. The coding region runs from base 1 to 471 and encodes 156 amino acids. The record is from RefSeq and is a predicted model, not a curated record. The transcript has 3 exons. NCBI's taxonomy places the organism in Eukaryota, Fungi, Basidiomycota, Exobasidiomycetes, Exobasidiales, Cryptobasidiaceae. Gene Ontology annotation, molecular function: peptide-methionine (R)-S-oxide reductase activity.